Molecule: messenger RNA, 2609 nt
Organism: Cadophora gregata
Lineage: Eukaryota; Fungi; Ascomycota; Leotiomycetes; Helotiales; Ploettnerulaceae
Exons: 1
Coding region: 308-2380 (690 amino acids)
Source: RefSeq, a predicted model, not a curated record
AUCUCCUAGGUCAGUCUUCGCCUCUUCUAGAUCGUUUAGUUGCUAGUCGACAAAGCAAUUCACAAAUUGUCGAGGCUACUACCAUUAUUUUCCUCGAGAGAGGAGGGGAGAAAUAUUCUAAUUUAUCACACACCUCGAAAUUGACCACCUUGCCAUCUACCACCCACGACACCAUAACUUUGCCCUUAAUAUCCUGGAUGUCGCAGUGACGAGCAGGAUAUCAGAGUCUUGUAUCCUGCUCCAGUCUCAUCAAAGGUACUCAAUUCAUCUUCCUCCUAGUAAGGUCUUGAACCUCGAGUUCACCGUCAUGGCUCCCACAACACCGAAGAAGAAUCGUCCACAGUCAUCGCCAAGAACCACGCCUGCGAAGAAUAAGUCCAGACGGAACACACCAGGCUCUGCACAGAACAAGGAGGGUCGUGAAGAGAAGGAACAGAAAAUGGCUGGCUCUUGGAGACGAGAUAAUGUGCAAUUUGGUGAUAUGCCUGUUCCUGCAACUCCAGCCCAGAGUGCUCCAGUCCAAAGUACUCCUGUUAUGAUAUCCUUAGAACGUGAGCAAUUCAGAUGGUCGGAUGAGGUAUUUGAUGAGGCGCUGGUCGUGUCCGAAGCAAUUGUCCAAGACGAUCUGGAGACAUCCGAGACCGAGAAGGAUGUACCCACGGAGGAUACCACGGACGGCCCAAGCCUGGCUGGAGAUUCCAUUGUUCAGACCGAUCUUGAAACAUUGAAAACUGAAAUAGAUGUCCCUGAGCAGGAUAACCAGCAGGGUCCUGAAUAUACGGAGGAGGCCAAUGUCCAAGAUAGUCUUGAGACAUUGGAGAGUGAGAUGGAAAUACCAGAGGAGACAAGUGAAAGUCCGGAGCAGGUCACAGAGGCCGAUAUCCAGAAUAAUCUUGAACAAUUCGAAACAGAGAUGAAUACACCAGGAAAGGACACCAUAGCCGAUUCAGAGCAGACAGACGACACCAUCGUCCCAAAUAGCCUCGAAACAGCAUCUGAAGUCGAGGUUGCGACUCGAGAAAAUCUCAUGGAGGAUGUUAAAGACACCCUUGGAACUUCCGAGACCCAGUCACUUGUGACUCCGGAGGCUGUUGAGGCCUCGGAGGUUCUCAAUAUCGUUGAAGGCGAGCAUGCACAGAACGAUCUUGAGCCUCCUGAGCAUACUGAUGAGCCAACAAAGGAUGACAUGGAUACCCUUUCGGAGAAUCUCACUCCCAUCCCUCUUUCAAAGUCCCAAGUUUCCUUUGUUCCCAACGAUCUCGACUCUCCGGAGUCCACACUGAAGGCCGGAACCAGCUUAGAUGGUAGGGAGAAUGGCGAGCCUAGCCAAACAAAAGAACCCAUAGAGGGUACCGAGGAGUGGUGGAACCAUAAGGAACCAGCUUCCAAGUCUCCAGUCAUAAAUUUACCUUCAAGUCCAAAGCAAAGUACCGGGGAGCUUGUGGAAAGCAAGCCAGCCAUAUCCUAUGCCAAGAUCGCCGCAGCCGCCGCUGCUGCGUUCCCUGAGCCUGUGUCAAUGGGCUCAGAUGACAGAAAGGACGUUGAGAAGGCGUCUCCCAGGACUCCUGUCAAAGCCCAGCUUACGCCAACCCGAAGCCCUCAAAGCUCGAGGCGCAUUAUCCCAGUCAUCCCUAGAUCUUUCGAGAGGCAGAACUCAACACCAGUCUCACCCGUCGCCGGCCCUGCCGUCAUCGCUGCGCCGUGCGCCUCAGACGAGUCAGGAUGGGAGUCCGUACCUGCCGAAGCUUAUGAGAAGCAACAAGAGUGGAAUUUGCAAACACCCAAGAGGGCCCGAAAGACCCCUCGCAACACUCCAAGCCAAAGUGCUCAGGCAGCCUCCAGCAAUGGCGAUGAGGAUGAGGAGCAGCACGAAGUCAAUACCCCGGCUUCACCUUCUCCAACUACUCCUUACACACCAACCAAGUCCAAGCCGAAGCGUCGCCGACCAUUGAGCAAGGCCGCCAAAGCUGCAAAGGCAGCUCAAGCUCAGGCUUUGCCAGCUUCGUUGGUUCAUGCUGUUGAGACUGAGAUCAGCGGUACUGAGGUAGAGGCAGGAGUGAAGUUGAAGAAGGAGACGACGGAAGUUGAGCUUCCAAAGGUUAUCGAAACCAAAAAUCUGAAAUUCGCCGUGGAUAUCAAGGCGACUGAGGCUAAGGUGUAUAAUGGUACAGCUUCUGCAAUUGAUGUGGAAGUCGAAAGAGUCGAGGCCAUCGCGCAUGUGGAAGAUGAAACGGUCCAGCCUGUUGUCAGCAGAUCAUCUGUCUUGCUUUUCAUCGCGAUGCUGUUGGUGGCUUUGAUUCUGUACUCGGUCAUCUUCUACAUGCCAGAUAUCUUCGAGUAUCUCAAGGAGUCGUUGGUGUCUGAUACGGCUGACCUGUAGAUGGUAAAUGGUGCUUGUGGGCAUGGAGUACUUCUGGACUUUGGUUGAUCGGUAGCAUCACUUGUGGGAGGCAUUUUCAUGGAUUUGCUCUCUCUGGUGCAGCAUAUUUUGCGGCGGGCGUUUAGACUUCUGGGCUAGAUUGUUAUUUGGUGGAUUCAUUCGAGCAUGGCAUAGCAUGACCCUGGAGCCUGGAGUUAUUUCGUGGUUAUUCGGCAUGCGGACUUACGGC